GCCGCCUCUCAUCUCCCUGCAGCCGCCGGGCUGGGGCAGUACAGACACUCGAUCCUGUGCGCAACAGUGUGGCUCCUCCAGUCCUGUGCGUAACUGUGGCCCCUCUGAUCCUGUGCGUAACUGUGGCCCCUGAUCCGCCCCUCUGCUCUGCUCUUCCCUUGAACUGAUAGGGGUGGGAAGAGGGAAGACCCCCCAGCCCCUGCUGGAGCCCACCCCCUGCACCCUAGGAAGGAAAAAGCUCAGUCGGGUUUAUGCAAACCCAUAAUGCACCUGCCUUGAAGAGAUGCUUUUACCCAGAAAUAUCCCAAGGAGUCUUUGCUUAUUCUCACGCAUAGAAAACCCAAUUGGAUUGUACAAAGGAUUUUCCUCGCUCUGUUUUAAUGUGUGGACAUACCGGUCCUGGAUGAUAUCGGAUUAUUUUUAUUUUUUUUUUAUUGGUGUAAAACAGAGGAUUUGUAGUUUUUAAUCUUUUUUUUAUAAAAAAAAUGACGACCUCAUCCAUACGGAGGCAAAUGAAAAACAUUGUUAAUAAUUAUUCUGAGGCGGAGAUUAAAGUCCGGGAAGCCACCUCCAAUGACCCAUGGGGUCCUUCCAGCUCCCUCAUGACGGAGGUUGCAGAUCUGACUUACAAUGUGGUGGCAUUUUCAGAAAUAAUGAGCAUGAUAUGGAAGAGACUCAAUGACCAUGGAAAGAACUGGAGACAUGUUUACAAAGCUCUCACUCUCUUGGAUUACCUCAUCAAGACCGGCUCAGAGAGAGUGUCCCACCAGUGUAAAGAGAACAUCUUCGCCAUACAGACUCUCAAAGACUUCCAGUAUAUCGAUCGGGAUGGAAAGGAUCAGGGGAUUAAUGUACGGGAAAAGUCCAAGCAGUUGGUGUGCCUGUUGAAAGAUGAUGAGAGGUUAAAAGGAGAGAGGGCGCAGGCCCUCAAAACCAAAGAGAGGAUGGCUCAGGUAGCUACGGGCGUUAGCAGCAACAACCAGAUCUCUUUUGGUCGAGGAUCAAGCCAACCCAACCUAUCCACAAGCUACUCCGAACAGGAUUAUGGGAAGUCUGGGGGAUCACCUGCUUCCUACCAUGGCUCAACCUCACCAGCGGUCUCAGCGGAGCUGGAACAGGCCCGGCCUCAGACCAGUGGAGAGGAAGAGUUACAGCUGCAGCUGGCACUUGCCAUGAGCAGAGAGGUAGCCGAGCAGGACGAACGUGUCAGGAGAGGAGAUGACUUACGGUUACAAAUGGCCCUGGAGGAGAGUCGGAAAGAUACCAUUAAAGUACCCAGAAAAAAGGGAAAGCAGCAAUCCACCAUGUUGGACCUAUUAGAUGCUCUGCCCCCGGGGGCUCCUGCACCUCGAAAACCGGACACCUGGGCAGCAGCAGUGGCAACAAAAAGUCAGUCUGACUCCUGGAAUGUGGCUGCUGUUUCACCAUCGUCCUCAGAUCCGUGGCAAUCCUUUGGCAGCGUAGGUACUAAACCAGCGGCUCCCCAAGAUCCCUGGGGUGGGAAAUCGGGUUCUUCAACACAGUCACUUUCAAAGAACUCAGACCCCUGGACUACACCAAAGGCGUCUCAAAUAGUGAAUUCUGCAACGGACCCCUGGGGGGCCAAACCAGCAGUUAAAACAAGUGUGUCAAUCACAGGCUUGGCAUUUGACCCGUUCAGUAAUUUAAAUGGCACCACGAAAGAUGACCUCUCGGAAUUCGACAGCCUUCGAACCUCUUCUAAAGUGUCAGCAGAUUCCAUCUCCACAUUACCUUCCCUGCGCAGCAACACCACCAGCCCUGACCCCUUCGAUUCCAAGCCGGCCAGUGUGACUAGCAGCAAACAGACAUCGUUUCGGAAAACGCCGGAGACCUUCCUGGGAUCCAACGCAGCCUUAGUGAACCUGGACACGCUUGUCUCCAUGCCUCCCCCCCCAGCCCCUAUCCUAAACCCGUUCUUGGCAUCAGGAGCUGCGGCUACAACAUCAACGCCCCCCGUCAAUCCUUUCCAAGUGAAUCAACCCCAAGCCCUCACCUUAAACCAGCUGCGAGUCAGUCCGAUGAUGGGAGUGAGUCCGGUCUUUAACACAAUUCCUGGAGUUGGUGCUGAACCCUUGUUCUCUGUUCCUCCUCCUAGUCCUCCGGGUCUUGGGAUGUCAACACUACCAGCAGCACAUCCAGCAGGACUGGGGGUUAAUAUAAACAUGGCGGCAACUUUGCCUCAUUAUAGCACUGCCAUGGCGCCAUCUUCCACCCAAGCGGUGAACGCCACUAACCCUUUUCUGCUAUGAAAGUCAUGAUGUUUGGACAUUGCAAGGACAACUUACCCACUGCAGGGCUAAAGACCAGUCGUACUUAGCGAGAGAAUACAUUUCUAAGCUGUCUUAAUUGUUAUGGAUUAGCAGUACCAACCUGCAGGGAAGGAGAGUGAUGGGGCCCUAAGGCUGCUCUGUAGCAAACAAUGGAAAGCAAAUAACUGGUUUGUCGGCAAAGGAAUCCAAAAUGGACUCUCUGCACCAAAGUCGUGUUCGUAGCCUCCUGCUGCCGCUAGUCACCGGCUCUUACCAGUUUGUGUGCUCUCUCGGGAACGUUCUAUCUAUCUGACACACUGGAGUCAGCCUCUGUUUUAUAGAAUGUACUGGGACAUCAAGCAAAGUGUCAGUUCUGUUGGCAAGAGCUUUUGGAUUUUUAGAUGCUUACAGAGGGGGGUGGUGUCGGCGUUUCCCAGGCAUCUUAAAAACUGGAGAGAGUAGGUCGGAAAAAAAAAUUCCAAAUUGGAAUGAUAUUAGGUUUAUUUAGCCUUUUAGUACCUGGUACCCACCAUUGUAAAUUAUACCUGUCAUAUAUAAUAUUCAUAACAGUGACUUUGUAAUAGAUAAUGGGUGAUUCCUCAACGCUUUACUUAAAAGGGUUAAAGGGGGUGUAAACCAGCCAAGGCUGACUUAAAUGUCACAAAACUAUAGCUCCCAGCAUGGGCGAAAGCAUGAUGGGAGCUGUAGUGCAGCAACAUCAAGAUGCACUGUUUGAUUAAAUGCUUCCCCAGGUCUCCAUAAUGCAAGAUGAUCCUCCAAUAAGAGUCUUUGUACGCCGGGUUCCCUGUUCUCUAUGGCACAAUCAUUAUUGGAGGCAUUAAACACACAGAUAUGUGCAAACUGCAGUGUAAUCUCAUUUCAAUGCUGGGGACACAGUGCUGUUUAAAGGGAUUCUGUCCUGAUUUUUAUUGUGUAGUUUUUAUUUCUAAAUUACACUGUUUACACUGCAAAUAAUUCACUCUACCAUAAACAAUUGAAUUCCUGGCCCAA
Molecule: messenger RNA, 3281 nt
Organism: Xenopus laevis (African clawed frog)
Lineage: Eukaryota; Metazoa; Chordata; Amphibia; Anura; Pipidae
Gene: epn2.S
Product: epsin2 S homeolog
Exons: 9
Coding region: 486-2270 (594 amino acids)
Source: RefSeq, a predicted model, not a curated record